This is a messenger RNA of Hyaena hyaena (striped hyena), 2427 nucleotides long. RefSeq names its product olfactory receptor 6Q1. The record is from RefSeq and is a predicted model, not a curated record. Lineage: Eukaryota; Metazoa; Chordata; Mammalia; Carnivora; Hyaenidae. Gene Ontology annotation, cellular component: membrane. The transcript has 3 exons. Gene Ontology annotation, biological process: G protein-coupled receptor signaling pathway. Gene Ontology annotation, molecular function: olfactory receptor activity; G protein-coupled receptor activity. Bases 1308 to 2273 code for a protein of 321 amino acids.
CCCAGGAGCCCCUAAUGGAUCUUAUUUCAAUACAAUGCUUGACCCCUACCCUCCCACCCCCUCUUGCUUCAUAGCACUUCCUGUGGCUGCAAUGGUGCACACUUACUUAUUUUCUCUGGUCUGCCAUCUCUACAAGAAUGUUAGCCCCAGGGAGGACAGGAACUGUGGUCUGUUGUGUUCACUGAUGUGUUCCCAGGGCCUAAAGGGGCACUGAAACAGAGUAGAUGCUCAUUAUGUGUGUGAGGAAUGAAUGAAUAUAUAGAGCAAAUGAAAAAAAAAGAAAGCAAGUUGCAUAACCAGAUGUCCAACAAGAUAGUGCGCGCAUGUGUGUGUGUGUGUGUGUGUGUGUGUGUGCGCAUAAGCUAUGUACAAUGAAAGGUUUGUCAGGGUAUGUGCUAGAUGCUAGAUGUUAACAAUCAUUCCUGCAGGGCAGGGAAAUAGGUGGGACUUUCACUUUAUACCUUUGGACAUCUGAAUUUGUUCAGCUGUCUUCUAAGUCCCCUGCCACCCCGCCCUCUUCCCUUCAUUUCCACCAAUAAAUAGAAAAGAAGACAAAAAGACCACCUGACUUCAGUAAGGGGGGAAGCAGGCAGCAACUGAAAAUUUGGAGCAAAUAUUGGCAAAGUCUGGUCCAAAUCCACAUGAAUCUCUGAAAUGGAGGCCUGUCAUGUCUGAAUAGAAACAAAGAUUAGGAGAUCAGGCUCCGAAGAAAAAGGUUCAGAGAAGCUGUGAUCUUUGAAUUUGGGGUCUACGGUGAGAUCCAGCAACCUGCGUUGGCCACCAGCACCAUGGUUCUGAGCAGGUUGGGCCUUUGUGUUCCAUCCACCCAGAGAAGAGAUGGGGAAGUACCCGGCGACAGGGGAGUCACUCGUUAGAGACCGCUGAGCACCUGCAGAGAGGCUGUUUAGCAUCCGGUCUAUGCCAAAGCUGGAAACCACAAGCUCAGACCCAGAGAGCAUGCAGACGGCGGAAGAAGGUCCUCUCCCAAAAGGACGCCCAGUCUAGAGUUCCAGCUGAGACAACACUUCCUCCAGGAAGCAUUCUCUGAUUCCUCCAAACUGGACAGGCUUCCCCGCUAUUUCCUGCCAUAAUAUCUGCAUCCACAUCCAGCACUUUAAAUUUUGUACUGAACUCGUCUGUUUUCCAGAGCUCUUCACAGACUCGGCAUUCUUUGGGGGCAGGGACAGUAUCUUGACUUUGCUUUCCUCUUUCGAAAUGCAGGAUGUCUCAGUGCCUUAUCCACACUGGUUCUACUUGAGCUGUCAUUGUCUCUGAGGCUAUGAAUGUCCUGACUCUCAGUUCCACCUAUGCAGCCAUAUGCCCCAAACUGGACCCAUGUAACAGAGUUUGUCAUGGGGGGCUUUGCCGGGGUGCAUGAAGCACGACCCCUCCUCUUUACACUCUUUCUCAUCAUGUACCUGUUCACCUUGGUGGCGAACUUGGCCAUCAUCUUGGUGGUGGCUUCAGACCGCCGACUAUGUAGGCCCAUGUAUUUCUUCCUGACAAACUUGUCCUGCCUUGAAAUCUGGUACACUUCGGUGACAGUGCCCAAGAUGCUGGCUGGUUUUAUUGGGGUAGGUGGGGGCAAGAACAUCUCUUACACUGGCUGCUUGUCCCAGCUCUUCAUCUUUACCUUCCUGGGGGCAACGGAGUGUUUCCUACUGGCUGCAAUGGCCUAUGACCGCUAUGUGGCCAUUUGUAUGCCUCUCCGAUAUGCGGCCUUGGUGUCGUGGGGCACCUGCGUCCGUCUGGCAGCUGCUUGUUGGCUGCUGGGCCUCCUCACACCUGUUUUGCCUAUCUAUCUCAUGUCCCAGCUGACAUUUUGUGGCCCCAAUGUCAUCGACCACUUCUUCUGCGAUGCCUCACCCCUGCUAGCCUUGUCCUGCUCAGAUGUCACCCUGAAGGAGACCACAGACUUUCUAGUUUCUCUGGCAGUGCUCCUGGCCUCCUCCACAGUCAUUUCUGUGUCCUAUGGCAACAUUGUCUGGACAUUGCUGCACAUCCAUUCAGCUGCGGAGCGCAGGAAGGCCUUCUCCACUUGUGCGGCUCACCUGACCGUGGUGAGCCUUUUCUAUGGUACUCUUUUCUUCAUGUAUGUCCGGACCAAAGUGGCCUCCUCCAUCAACUUCAAUAAGGUGGUGUCCGUCUUCUACUCCAUUGUCACACCAAUGCUCAAUCCCCUUAUCUAUAGUCUUCGGAACAAGGAGGUGAAGGGAGCUCUGGGCCGAGCUUUUUCCCUCAGGUCCUGGAAAGGUCAGCGACGGGGAAGGUGAGGACUUAAUUUUCUUGUGUUGGCUCUUCAGAAGGAGGGUGGUGAGGACAAAGGGGCAGAGUAGUGAGCUGGGUAGUCCGGAGGUAUGGAUUAUGUAUUAAAGUAAAAUGUUAAUCUGCCAUAACAAGAGACACCUAACUAUAAUGGGGCUUAAA